Molecule: messenger RNA, 390 nt
Organism: Prorocentrum cordatum
Lineage: Eukaryota; Dinophyceae; Prorocentrales; Prorocentraceae
Source: the annotation of a GenBank genome assembly
AGUCGGGAUACGACAGCACAGUGUACGUCACAGGCGGUGGAGCUCGGGGCGCCGAGGGACGUGCUCAAAGCGGAUGCGGUAGAGGAUCGAUCUCAAGACACAUUCGGCACAGUUCAGUUCGGAGAUCGCCCGUGUCUCCGAGCGGUGCUCUUCGUGUCCGAUGGCAUCCUCGGCGGCACUCGGCCCGCAGAGGUGGUCGCAGGGAGGAGUGCUGGAGGCGCGGCCCCCUGCGCGGCACCGGCACGCGCGGCGGUGCCCCGGGAGCUCCCGCAGGCGGGCGUGUCGUCGUGGGCGCAGCAGUCUGCGCUCUGCUCGGCAGCUGGCUGUCCCGGAGGACCACGGUGGAUGGGUAGACUUGGGAGGCACCAAUCACGUUACAUUGGUUCGUGA